CCGGGGGGGGGGGGGCCGGGGGGCUCUGGGACUCAGCCCGUACAGAGGUGUUGGAGGGGGUUACAGAGCGUUAACCGAUGAGCCCAGCACCAGUUAGCCGUGUACACGUUCCCCUCCCUUGGUCUGAGGGCACCGGGCUCUGCUGGUGGUGGUUGGUCUGACGGGGGUGCCUAGGAGUCCUGCCUAGGAGCCGUCACGCCAUGCUGGCUUCCCCUCCACACAUGCAGCUGACAAAGUGGGUCUUUGCCCACGAAAGCUCAUGCUCCUACACUUCAGUUAGUCUAUAAGAUGCCACAGGACUCCUCGCUGCUUCUCCACACUAGGAAUAAGGUCUCCCCCAGACUCCCCCUGGGGCCCCCCUGCAGUCACAACAGCUGCCUUUGGUCUGACCCAAUAGGGCUGUUCUUAGGUACCAGAUCCUGAGGGAGGCUUCAUGGCAUGGCGAGCCCUACAGUAGGCCCUACUCACAGUGCUGUCCUUGGGACGUGACUGAAGCUUGGUUCAUUAAGCUGGGAUGUUUCAGCCAAGAGGCAUGUGGUGGUAGGGAGAGUGAAGGGCAAUGGCAUUUCCGUGUCCCUGGAAUAUCAGACCCGCCCUCUUCUCUCUUGCACAGGGUCUGUGCCUGCGUGGCUCUCGGCCUCUCUGCGUGUAGCUCCUGUCCUUGUCCCCAGAGGGGCUGUCACGGGGACCCAUGGCGAUCCUCCGAGCAGGGCUCUGCCCCGGCCUCACAGCAGAGAUGAUCCAGGUUCUGAAAGCCAACAACAUCACAACAGUGGUGGACCUUGUCUCCUCGGACCUGGAGGAAGUUGCCCGCAAGUGCUCCCUGUCCUACAAGGCUCUGGUUGCCGUGAGACGUGUGCUGCUGGCGCAGUUUUCAGCUUUUCCUGUCAACGGAGCGGAUCUCUACGAGGAACUCAAGAGCUCUAUGGCCAUCCUGCCCACAGGGAGCGAGAGCCUGGAUAAACUGCUGGACUCUGGCCUGUACACGGGGGAAGUCACAGAGCUCACAGGAGCGCCGGCCACUGGCAAGACACAGGUGUGCCUCAGCAUUGCCAUGAGCGCGGCCCAUGGCCUCCGGCAGAGUGUCCUUUACGUCGACUCCACGGGCGGGUUCACGGCCUCUCGCCUGCUCCAGCUGGCGCAGACCAGGAUGGGAGGUGAGGAGGAGCAGGCAGAGGCUCUGCAGCGGAUUCAGGUGGCCCGGGUGUUCGAUGUCUACGCCAUGCUGGAUGUGGUACAGGAGCUCCGCUGCAGCAUGUCCCAGCAGGUCCUGAGCUCCUCGGCGCCGGUGAAGGUGCUGGUGGUUGACUCCGUCUCUGCUGUGAUUUGCCCGCUCCUAGGUGGCUGGCAGGCAGAGGGCUUGGCCCUCAUGAUGCAGCUGGCCCGGGAACUGAAGAUGCUUGCUAGAGAACUUAGCAUGGCCGUGGUGGUGACUAACCACGUGACCAGAGAGAGCAGCAGUGGGCAUCUGAAACCAGCCCUGGGUCGCUCCUGGAGUUUCGUGCCCAGCACCCGGGUGCUGUUAGAGAGCAGAGCAGGGCCAGGGGGAAACGCCAGCACCCAUCGUGUUGCUACCUUAACCAAAUCGUCCCGGCAGCCAACUGGGAUUGAGGUGGAGCUGGACAUCGGAAGCUGUGGAGUAUUGGAAGAGAGCCCAGCUGCAUCUGCAGAGGGACCUUGAUGGAGGGUGAAAAGCGGAUUACAAGAGCUUCGACGGUGGGCAUCUUUGCAGCCAAUGUUUCUAAAGAUUGCGGAACCAGAUCGCGUUUGCCAGCCGGGGCAAGGAGAGAUGCUCAGAGUCUCAGUGGAAAUGGGGUGGUUUCCUAUGGCACCAGCCAAACUCUCAUCCUGGACAAAAGAGGGUUGGGGUUCCAUAGAGAUCUCAGAAUAAGGUUUCUGAGUCAGACAGGUGAUGUCUGUGGCUGUAGCAUUUUUCUGGAGUGCAUUGAGACCACAGAAUCACAGGCCCUUUCCUGGGGGCUUUGUGGAUUGUCAAGGGGAAACGGUCUUGUGGCAUCAUGAGAUCAGAGGGAAUUUUGCUGAAUUCUUUGAUGGGUAAAUGUGUUGGCUGUAUAAACACCCGACUGUUGGUCACGUGGCUUUUUAUAGCCAACUGCUGCCUGCUCCCAGGACCUCCAGCUCUCUAGUGAGGGGCCCCUGGGAGGGACACCAUCAAGAUCUUCAGGACACUAUCUAUAGCAGCUGUUAGUCAUGGUCCUAUUGUACCUUUUAAAGGGUCAUCACUACAGUGGUGUUCAGGCCUGGCUCCCAUUCUGCUUCCUCCAUAGCAGGACUUGAGUGGACACAGGCUGCUAAAAGGAAACCAAGUGGCACAUUCUCAGAGAGAUUUAUCGACAUGUGUUUGCUUCCCAGAGUAAUCAUGGCAAUUUGGCAGGGGAUUUUGAUGUUUACUGCCUGGAAAGUUGUUGCUACCUCAUGGAAAAGGAUCUUUGGCCAGAUCCUUAGCUGGUGCAGAUUGGCGUUGUAGGAUCUACUUCUGUGUUUAUGCACUUUUUGGCUGAUGUAUUUGGUGUCACUUGCUGUAUUUCUCUUCCUUUGCCUUUUAAAACAAUAUUAUAAGGAAUAUUGUGCUUGGAAA
Messenger RNA from Pelodiscus sinensis (Chinese soft-shelled turtle), 2599 nucleotides. NCBI's taxonomy places the organism in Eukaryota, Metazoa, Chordata, Testudines, Trionychidae. The record is from RefSeq and is a predicted model, not a curated record.